Messenger RNA from Rhodofomes roseus, 1506 nucleotides. RefSeq lists its product as uncharacterized. The record is from RefSeq and is a predicted model, not a curated record. Bases 1 to 1506 code for a protein of 501 amino acids. The transcript has 4 exons. Gene Ontology annotation, molecular function: oxidoreductase activity. NCBI's taxonomy places the organism in Eukaryota, Fungi, Basidiomycota, Agaricomycetes, Polyporales, Fomitopsidaceae.
AUGACGAAGACGACAAUUGCCCAAGGUGACAGGCUUGAGGCCCUGUUUCCUUUGCCCUCGCCGCCUCCCUCGACCCUGUCUCCUCAGCGUCUCCCCGGGGUAUCUCGUCAGUCUAGCAUCACGGUGGCACAGCUGCUGAAAGAUAAUCAUACUCGUUGGCACAUCUUUUUCAACGACAAGGGAUUCCACAACCACGCAGCCCAUUUGCUCCUGGCAAUCUACCAGCUUGGGGCGACACCUGCGCUACUUGAAGCCGCCUACGAGUCUGAGUCCGCCUCUCAGCGUCCCGCCUACAGGUCGCCAUCAGCGAUCACCGAGGACAACUUCAAUGAACACAUAGGCGACGAGGACUACUAUCAUGCGUACAUGGAGUUCUUCGCGUCAGCCAUACGUGAAUGGGGAAUCAGCCCUGUUCUCGAGCAGUACCUAUUCUCACCCGAGGUCAACAAGCCGCCGAAGCGGAUGCUCAAUCGCUUUCUGUCAGGCGUACUCCACCCGGUCAUCCACGUUGGCUAUGGUUGCGAAUUUGGGCUCCCCGGCAUGGUGGCCGAGGGUCUCGGUCAGCUCUGUGUCCAGCCCGACUAUAUGUUCCCGCCCUCGCUCUUCACCUCGACAGGAAGUGCGUUCGCUUCGUCGCUAUCGAACAUUACCGCGGCGCUGUCGUCAGUCGGUCUGAAUGGCACGACAAACGGGCGCACAGAAGUUACGGAGUCGCACGCUCUUGCGAUCCUUGCGAAGAUCGCGAACGAUCCUGCAUACGCUCCAUCAGCGGUCGGGAUCCCCGUCGAGAGUCCUGCAGAUGAGACCAUGCUGACCAACGUGCUGGAGGCGCGAGGGCAACAGAUUUUCGAGCUCGCGGCGGAAUGGACUGUCAACCGCGGAGACAAGGAGGCAGUUCACCGCAAGAUCGAGGAGCUCAAUUGGAUGAACGUCAUCUUGUACGGUGUUGGCGGCUGGGGCGGGAGGCAUUCCGCGCCCGGCAAGAAGUUCAACGGGGACUUCUUCUUCCUCCACCUCGUCACCUCCGUGUUGUUCUUACAUUCCUACGUCCCGUACCUCUCCCCGACCUCCAUCUCGAUUUUCCUCCGCGCGUACUUCAGCACCUCUCUCGCAUGGUACAUCGCGCGCGGCCGCCCCGCCCUCCCCAUCCGCGACUUCUACGCAUCCACUGCCACCCACCCGCACGCGCCCGGCCCCGCACCCACGCCGCACAAAGACGCGCUCUCCGCGGACCCGACGACGAGCGCGUGGUUCCAGAUCCUGCAGAGCACGCUCGCGCACAACGACGACCACAUCGCGAAGCUCCAGCGUUCCCUAGCGCACUUCGCCAGCCUCUACGGCGCGACGCCGGCGGGUCGGUUCGCGAACGUGCCCGGCCUGGACGGCGCGGACGUACUGGAUGGGAGCUUGUUCUUGAGGGUGGCGGCGCUGAGCCAGGAUAGGAUCGGAUGGAUGAGGGAAGGCGAGGAGAAUAAGGGGUGGGACUUCCAUGGGUUCUUUGACUGA